Molecule: messenger RNA, 788 nt
Organism: Phragmites australis (common reed)
Lineage: Eukaryota; Viridiplantae; Streptophyta; Magnoliopsida; Poales; Poaceae
Exons: 4
Coding region: 142-645 (167 amino acids)
Biological process (GO): translational initiation
Cellular component (GO): nucleus
Molecular function (GO): RNA binding; translation initiation factor activity
Source: RefSeq, a predicted model, not a curated record
UUCACCCAAAGCCGCAUCGACCCACGGGCACGACCGCUGCUCCUCGCCGCCGCGGCGAUUUCGAAGGUUUGCCUCCUCGUGCUCCCGAUUCUCCGUGAAGGAAAGGCUCGGACUUUGCUCGGCUCGAGUACGCGAGGGCGGAUGAAGGCGGGGAGGAAGAAUCUGCGGCGGGCGCGUGACGAGGGCGCCGCCGUCACGCUCGCUGCGGGCGAGAGCAUCAUGCAGGUCCUCGCGCUGCGCGGCUCAAACGUCAUCGAGGUGAUGGACGGCAAGGGCGUCAAGUCCCUGGCCUUGUUCCCGGCCAAGUUCCAAAAGAGCUUCUGGAUCAAGAACGGGAGUUUCGUGGUUGUGGAUGCUAGUGGGAGGGAUCAAGCUCUGGAGUCAGGCAGCAAGAUUGCGUGUGUUCUCUCGCAAGUCCUCUUCCAUGACCAACUUCGGGCUCUGGAGAAGUCUGGUGAGUGGCCAGCUAUGUUCAAGUCAACUCCCAAGGAAGAUUCAGAGGCAGGAACACAAGGACCAACUGCCCAGAUUGACGAGGAACCAAAUUCUGAUGAAGAUGAUGAUCUGCCACCGCUUGAAGAAAACACGAACAGGAAUAGACCAUUUGAACUGUAUUCUGAUUCAGACAGUGGUCCUGACUCUUAAGCUAGUUUACAUAGGAAUAGGCCAUUGAUGUUAUUUAUGAUCAGAAGUACUAGGGUAAUUCUGUGAUUGUUUUCAAAACAUCUCAGCUUUGGGUGCCAUCCACUUGUACACCUGCUGUAUUUAUCUAUGCUCAAGUUCGGACA